AUCGUUCCAGCUUCGUUCGAUGCAAUCGGUGAACGCCCAGUGGUGAAACGCCAUAAGCAACUUCACCAGAUUGGAAAGACAAAAUCUUGUGGAGAAAUCAAAAACUUUGAGAAGCGACUGAUAAAAACUUACCAAGAAGAGAAUAUAAUCAAGAUGCCCAGCAUGGACUCGGAACUUACUGAUUUCGAACUCAACACUGACCGAGGCUUAACGGAUCUCGAUGAAAUCACUAAAGCCCGCGUUUAUGAAGUUCCCGAAAAUCAAAAGAAGAGAAAUGUGGCCGCAUGGCUGAGCAAGCAGUCAUAA
Molecule: messenger RNA, 306 nt
Organism: Cylicostephanus goldi
Lineage: Eukaryota; Metazoa; Nematoda; Chromadorea; Rhabditida; Strongylidae
Source: the annotation of a GenBank genome assembly